Hipposideros armiger (great roundleaf bat) is the source of this 2839-nucleotide messenger RNA. It is a transcript of the gene ATP13A4, whose product is annotated as ATPase 13A4. NCBI's taxonomy places the organism in Eukaryota, Metazoa, Chordata, Mammalia, Chiroptera, Hipposideridae. Gene Ontology annotation, biological process: intracellular calcium ion homeostasis; polyamine transmembrane transport. Gene Ontology annotation, cellular component: endoplasmic reticulum membrane; late endosome membrane. Gene Ontology annotation, molecular function: ATP hydrolysis activity; polyamine transmembrane transporter activity; ATPase-coupled monoatomic cation transmembrane transporter activity. The record is from RefSeq and is a predicted model, not a curated record.
AAAAUAUCCACAUGGGAGCAGCCUCCUUUGGGACAGCUGCUCUGAGAGAAGGCGGUAGCAAGGAGCAGGCAAAGUCCUCCCAGCAGAGGGUGACUCGUGGGAGGAGUUGAGUUUGCUAAGCUGUUGUCAUUUGCUGAGAAGGUGUAUGCUCAAGGAGUUUUAACCUGGAGGAUCAUUAACUCUUUCAGUCAGCCUGAGACGGCGGAGGCUCUGCAAGUUCGUCCUGCAAGUGUCUGCUCUGGGAAGGUCAGGGAGGAGCACGUGGGAUCACUUUUUCAUGGGGGACCACUUUGAGAAGGGCCAGCACGCUUUGCUCAAUGAAGGAGAAGAAAAUGAGAUGGAGAUGUUUGGCUACCGGACUCACAGCUGCAGGAAAACCCUCUGCCUUGCUGGAUCUGUCUUUUCAUUCGGGAUCCUUCCCUUGGUGUUUUACUGGAGACCCGCUUGGCAUGUGUGGGCAAACUGCAUCCCGUGUUCCUUGCAAGAAGCAGAUGUCGUGUUGCUGAGGACGACAGAUGAAUUCCAAACUUAUUCUCGGAAAAAGAUAACGUGGAUCCACCUGUCAGCAUUAAACAGCGCAUUUGGUCUCACUCCUGACCACCCUCUCCUUGCAGAUGAGGAGUAUAUCAUAAAUAGAGCCAUAAGAAAGCCAGACUUAAAGGUGAGAAGCAUAAAAGUGCAGAAAAUAAGAUAUGUUUGGAACAACUUAGAAGGACAGUUCCAGAAAAUUGGUUCUUUGGAAGACUGGCUCAGUUCUGCCAAGAUACAUCUAAAAUUUGGAUCAGGUCUGACAAGAGAAGAACAAGAGAUUAGGAGGCUAAUAUGUGGGCCUAAUACUAUUGAUGUUGAAAUCACACCAAUUUGGAAACUGCUCAUCAAGGAGCAAUCUGUAAAACUCCAUGGUCUAGUUGCAUCACAUAAUAGCAUUACAGUCUCUGUAUGUGGGAGACAAGCUGGUGUCCAAGAGCUGGAAUCACGCUUCCUGGUCCCUGGAGAUCUAUUAAUUUUGUCGGGGAACAAGGUGCAAAUGCCAUGUGAUGCCGUUCUGAUUGAUGGCAGUUGUGUGGUAGAUGAAGGCAUGCUGACAGGAUUCAACACUGCAAAGGGGGACCUUGUGAGAUCCAUCCUCUAUCCCAAACCGAUGAACUUCAAGCUGUACAGGGAUGCCAUCAGGUUUCUCCUGUGCCUUGUGGGGACAGCCACCAUUGGGAUGAUCUACACUUUGUGUGUCUAUGUGCUCAGUGGGGAACCUCCUGAGGAGGUGGUGAAGAAAGCCCUGGAUGUCAUCACCAUCGCAGUUCCUCCUGCUCUGCCGGCUGCGCUGACCACGGGCAUUAUCUAUGCCCAGAGGAGGCUGAAGAAGAAAGGCAUCUUUUGCAUCAGCCCCCAGAGGAUCAACAUAUGUGGACAGUUAAACCUUGUCUGCUUUGACAAGCUUCCAGGAAGUCCACAGCUUUGCCUUGGGCAAGGCUUUGCCAUGGGGCCCGCUGUGUGCUGCCAUGACAGCUGCCACUCUCUGGUACUUCUUGAUGAGACCAUCCAGGGAGACCCUCUGGACCUCAAAAUGUUUGAAGCCACCACCUGGGAAAUGGCUAUAUCUGGGGAAGAUUUCCACAUCAAGGGAGUGCCAGCACACGCCAUGAUAGUUAAGCCCUGCAAAACAGCCAGCCAGGUCCCAGUGGAAGGAAUUGCAAUUCUGCAUCAGUUCCCAUUCUCAUCAGCCCUGCAGAGGAUGACAGUCAUUGUACAGGAGCUGGGGGGUGACCAACUGGCAUUCAUAAAAGGUGCACCAGAGAAGGUGGCCAGCUUUUGCCAACCUGAGACAGUACCAACAAGUUUUGUUAGUGAGCUUCAGAUUUACACGACCCAGGGCUUCCGGGUCAUAGCAGUGGCCUACAAAAAGCUGGAAAUGGACAACCACACCACUGCCUUGACGAGAGACAAGGUAGAAUCAGACCUGAUAUUCCUGGGAUUGCUGAUCUUUGAGAAUCAAUUGAAGGAAGAGACAAAACCUGUUCUGGAAGAGCUCAUCUCAGCCCGGAUAAGGACAGUAAUGAUCACAGGUGACAAUCUUCAGACUGCGAUAACAGUAGCCAGGAAGUCUGGAAUGGUUUCUGAAGACCAGAAAGUCAUUCUCAUUGAAACGAAUGAAACCCCUGGGUCCUCAUCAGCAUCUAUAUCUUGGAAAUUAGUGGAAGAGAAGAAACACAUUGCAUAUGGGAAUCAGGACAAUUACAUUAAUAUCUGGGAAGAAGACUCUGAUAAUAGCAGAGAAGGAAGUUACCAUUUUGCCCUAAGUGGAAAAUCCUUUCAGGUUAUAAAUCAACAUUUUAGCAGCCUACUGCCAAAGAUACUGAUGAAUGGGACCAUAUUUGCAAGAAUGUCUCCUGGGCAGAAAUCCAGUCUGGUGGAAGAAUUCCAGAAACUGGAUUACUUUGUAGGUAUGUGCGGCGAUGGAGCGAAUGACUGUGGGGCUUUGAAAAUGGCUCAUGUGGGCAUCUCUUUAUCAGAGCAGGAAGCAUCUGUGGCCUCGCCUUUCACUUCCAAAACUCCAAACAUUGAGUGUGUACCUCACCUUAUCAAGGAAGGGCGUGCAGCUCUCGUUACCUCAUUCUGCAUGUUCAAGUACAUGGCUCUGUACAGCAUGAUUCAGUAUGUUGGUGUCCUGCUGCUCUACUGGGAGAUCAACAGUCUAUCAAAUUACCAGUUUCUGUUCCAGGAUCUGGCCAUUACAACUCUUAUUGGUGUAACAAGUAAGCCAUUUUUAAAACUUUCUUCCUACACGUGCUUCCCUCAGAUUUUUUUUGCAUGUGGAAAUCCAGUUGUCCCAGCAUCAAUU